This is a messenger RNA of Amphimedon queenslandica, 2818 nucleotides long. RefSeq names its product tyrosine-protein kinase JAK2-like. Bases 78 to 2618 code for a protein of 846 amino acids. NCBI's taxonomy places the organism in Eukaryota, Metazoa, Porifera, Demospongiae, Haplosclerida, Niphatidae. Gene Ontology annotation, biological process: protein phosphorylation; cell surface receptor signaling pathway via JAK-STAT; cell differentiation. Gene Ontology annotation, cellular component: cytosol; cytoskeleton. The record is from RefSeq and is a predicted model, not a curated record. The transcript has 19 exons. Gene Ontology annotation, molecular function: cytokine receptor binding; non-membrane spanning protein tyrosine kinase activity; ATP binding.
CAUACGUUGAAAACGGAGAUGCUACUCACUUGCUCCAUCACUGUUAGUUCAGCUCUGGUCUUUAUUCCUGCUCUCUAAUGGCCGGCAGUGGGCCGGUAAGGACAGCUCCAUUGACUCCAGGGAUGUCUUGCUUUGGUAUAGGGAGGAGGUCAGGAGGCGGUAAGAUACUACUCGCUGACGGAAAGACACAUUUUGAUGGUGAUUUCCUUAUUCCUGGUCGUGUCAUCAAGGACAUUAUUAAUGACAUAUGCCAGCUAAUGUCGCCACCCAUCGUUCCGGUGGUUCGGCCGUUCUUUGCUUUGUGUGAACCUGGGACUGGGUAUGCACUGUGCCAGUCCAUGAAGCUUACUGCCCCUCAGUCGCGGAAGACCUAUCAGCUUAGGAUAUUCAUCAAUGCCGGGCAGAAUAGCGUAUGCUUGAAGAAAUACUCCGGAGCAGCUAGAAACUAUUAUUUCACGCAGUUAAAGACGGAUUUUAUUACUGGGAGAUUGCAGCACAGAAUGGCCUCUUCGGGUAACAUUGCAUUGCAAAUGGCCGCCAUUGACAUGGUCUUGGAAGCUGUGUCGCACAAACCUAAACCACUUACCUCUUAUGAAGAUGUCCUUGAUCAUUUCAAGGUUUCCAAAUUCCUUCCCUCGUACGUCAAGAGUCAACAGGCCUGGAAGAAGACCCUUAGCCAUCUCUUUGAGGAGUACUACCAGGCCCUCUCUACCCGUGAGCCAGACGUCAUAAAGGUCCAGUACAUAUACGCAUACGAGAAGGAUAUAGGCUGUGGGCAACACCUUUUUCAAGCCAAGGUGUAUCUCUUUCCAGACCGCCCACUGUAUGAAGGAAGAAUACAGGCAUCAUGGAAGAAUGGUAUUGUAAUGAUGGCAGCCACCAGAAAAGAAGUUAUAUUGAUGCAAGAUAUUGAGCAGAUAGACGUUAGUUUGGAGAGACUGUCUCUAUCCAUUCAAUUAAAGGAAACGGCUGCGUCACUGAACAGCACGAGCAGCAACUCAUCCACUGGAGGAGCCACUGACACUGACUCCAAGUCUCAAAACCCAAUCACUAAAACUCUCCAGUUUAAAUCGGUUGAAGAGAUGAUAUCAUUCUGUUCCAUCAUUGAUGGUUAUUACAGGCUAAAGGUUGAUAUUAAUACCAGCAUACUCUCUGGGGAUGCCAGCCCAGCUGAUAAUGAACACACUAAAGAGACACUUGGGAAAGAUAUUGCUGCUAGAGAUCUCUGUCACGGGCCCAUCAGUAAGGAGUCGGCUAAUGAAGUAUUUGCUAAGCAGCACAACGAAGAAGGGCUCUACCUUGUGAGGGAGAGCAGGACUAAAGACUGUACCUUCAUAUUGUCCCUCUGUCAAAAGGAAGGUGUCUUCAACUACAGGAUAUCCAAAGACUAUGAUCACAGGUUUGCUCUAGUUGAUACGACUGGGAUCAGCCCUGUACCGAGGAGUGUUAACUCUUGCCACACCCUCAAUGACCUCAUAUUGCAUCAUCAUCACUUUGCUGAUGGCUUACCUAUUCUACUUAAACAAAACUGCCCACCAUCCAAAACAGGUCCCAUGCCAUUAUUUCCUGAAACUCCGAAUACUCCAACUGCUGUCACUGUUAUGCCUCCACCCGAGGAGGAGCUUGAUUCACCGAUAAUACAAGAACUGGUUCAAGCUGGUGUCAGACGGAUUCAUUAUCGUAGAGAACUCACAGUCCUCAAAGAACUUGGCUCAGGUCACUUCAGUAGCGUCCAUCUAGCAGAAUGGACGGAACCAGGCAAAGAAGUGCGAAAGGUUGCUAUAAAGAUCCCUACAUUUCCUCAACAAACCUCAAAGGCUCAAGUCGUUCUUGACGAAAUGAAGCGGGAAAUACUAACAAUGUACCAGCUGGACCACCAGUACAUCACUACACUACUAGGAGUGGCUGAUGAGCGUCAUAUAUUAGAUACAAUUGGUCGGUUCCCGAUGAUAGUAAUGGAGUUUAUUGAUGGAGGGAGUCUGAGAGGUAUACUGAAUGAUUUCAGGCCUUCAAGACUACAACCACGUCCUAUAAAACCACCUCCCUCUGACUGGGAGGUCAGGUAUCUUCGUUACAGUCAGCAAAUAGCCGAGGGAAUGGAUUAUCUUGGAUCUAGGAAUGUUGUCCAUCGUGAUCUGGCUACCCGUAAUGUACUAGUCGUGUCCGACCAACACGUGAAGAUUGCCGACUUUGGUCUUGCGAGACAGUUCAUGGAGAACAGAGACUAUUAUAGAUCAACUAAAAGAACUGACCUACCAGUUUACUGGUAUGCUCCAGAGUGUUUGAUCGAGCUCAAUUUCAAACCAGCUUCAGACGUUUGGUCAUUUGGCGUUACUCUCUGGGAGAUCUUUACACUGGGUCGUAGGCCGCAGGAGUUUUUGGAGCAUGUUGUAAUGCAAGCCCAAGCUGAUCCUAGGCAUGGGCACCCACUUCAAGCUCUGGCGAAAUAUUUCAAAAGCAAUAAUCGCUUGCCAAAUAUCGGUAUCCCUGAUCAAAUAUACCGGAUGCUUAAAGAGACGUGGCACAUUGACCCAUCAAGAAGACCCACCUUCUCUCACCUGUCUGAUAAGCUCUCACGCCAGCUCCUUCUGUUCCAAGCAACCUCUGCUACUUCAUGACACAAGAGACACGUCAAUGGCAGCCAUUUAUUGUAGUCUUAAACUUUUUAAAAAUUCCAUCUCUUUCUCUCUUUUUUUCUCUCUCUCUCCUCUCUCUUCAGUGAAGAUAAUUAUGCUGCCUCUUUUUAAUUCAUUUUUUGUCACUGACCAUCCUUGUUUAUAUUAUUAUUUUUGUUUUAUUUACUACCUAAUAAUAAAUA